UCGUACGCGUCGCGACGCCUGGCGUCGAACGCGCCAGUGCCAGUAGACGGCGAGCCGCGUUCUACGACGGACGUAACGUCGAGUCUUACUACUUGCACGGUCUGACAAAUGUAGGGACGAAUCCCGCGCACGGCUCCGCUUUUACGCUUUAACGCAACAUCGCGCGCGCGAAAAAUACUAUUCGUGUCACAAAUACUAUUAAUUCGUGUGUUCGAACGUGUUUUUCCGCGAUUGAUUCUUCUCAAAGAGAGAAAGGAGCGUUUGAAAGUUUGUUGCGCAAAAGUUUAAAAAAAGAAGAUAAAUCAGAGAUAUAUUGAAAGCAAUAUAUCAUAUCGCUCGGAUAUUCCCAUUUCCUCCUACGUGAAGAUCAACGAUCAUAGUAUUUCGCCAUAGUCUCCUGAUCUAACGAAUUUUUCUGUACGAACGAUAUUUGUAACAAACUUGGUACGAGUCAUUGUAAAAUGUUUCGUGGAAAUAACGAAAAGUGAACGACGGUGAAAAUGUAACACGAUUGAACGAAACACGAACAGAAAAGACUCCGGUCAAAGUCGCAGAACGUAUAGGUGAUAUACGUGAACGAAAUUAAAAGUGUGUGUGUGUGUGUGUGUGUGUGUGUGUGUGCGCGUGCGUGUGUGUGUGUAUUGCCUGUUGGGCCUUUGUGACCGCGCUCAAACGAGAAAGGACGAAGAGAUGGCGGAAAACGACAGCGACAUUAUACCGAAAACCAUUGUGAUUCGAUCCGAGAACGAGGAGCGGCAAGAGGAACUAUAUCCCAUUACGGUGGAUUGUAAGAACGUAACAAUGGAUAAUUGCGAUAUGAAAGACGAGAAGACGGCAAAUGAAGAGCGACAAGAGGAGGAAGAGGAGAAAGAAGGUAAAGAGGAGACCAAAAUGGGCCAAGCAAAAGGAUUGCAAAUACAGAUACAGGCGCAAGUCCAGCGAACCGACUAUGUCGAUAUGCAAGCCGACAGGAAAGUCGAUACAAGCCCGGAUCGCAUGUCGGAUUCUGCAUUCAGUAGUCAAAGAGUAUACAAGAAAUCAUCACCGAAUAAUAAAUUGACACUUUACCUAGCUAGUAGAGAUCUUAUUGUCAGUGAAGCCAAAAUCGACCAACUCCAAGGUGUUCUCUUGGUUGAUCCCGACUAUUUACAGGAAAAAAGGGUGUUUGGUCAAGUUACGCUGACUUUCCGAUAUGGAAGAGAAGACGAAGAAGUAAUGGGUCUAAAAUUUUGCAACGAAGCAGUCAUGUGUUUAGCCCAAUUGUAUCCGCCAUAUACAGGCUCUGAUCAUCAGGAAAGUACACCAUUACAGGAAGCACUUGUCAAAAGAUUAGGACCCAAUGCUCACGCAUUCACAAUGGAAAUCACACCAUUAGCCCCACCAUCUGUGCAACUGGUACCAGCUAAAGAAUACAAUGGUGCACCUAUUGGUACCAGCUAUGAUGUCAAAGCUUAUGUCGCGGAGCGAGCAGAUGAGAGAUUGCACCGUAAAACCACGGUCAGAAUGGGCAUUCGGGUGAUCCAGCGUACCGCAAAGCCACCUUUACCCUCAACAACUAUGUACAGCGUACUUCCCUCUCAAGUGCCAUCAAUUGGCUUGAGAAUUCAGGGAUGCAAAACAAGAGGGGAAUCCGCAGAAAAUGAAAUUAUCGACGACGAUGAAAACGUAGGACCACAUGCAGCAGUGGAAAAGCCAUUUUUAUUAAGUGACGGUCGUAUCGGAUUGGAAGCAAGGCUAGAUCGUGCGAUUUACGCUCAUGGAGACUCAAUCACUGUCCACAUCAAUGUCAACAACAAUAGCAGCAAAUCCGUAAGAAGAAUAAAGGUAUUUGUCGUACAACAUGUAGAUGUUUGUAUGUUCAGCAACGGCAAAUUCAAAAAUGUUGUGGCCCUUGUGUCUUCACAAGAAGACUGCCCUGUGGGUCCAGGCAAUACUUUGAAAAAAAGCUACGCUCUCAGACCUAUUAAAGGUUCAACCAAAAAUUGGAUCGCCUUAGAGGACAGCUACACUAAAACUGGAGCAACUUUGGCAUCAACGAUCAUUUGUCCCGGGAACGGAACUGAUGACAGAAAUGUCUUUGCGAUUUACGUAUCUUAUUAUGUAAAGGUCAAAUUGCUGAUUUCGGCAAUGGGUGGUGAAGUUUCUUUGAAGUUACCGUUCGCGCUCAUGCACAGUAACACAGAUCCGGAUCUCGUAGGAUUCCCGUCUCCCAUUCGAGAAUCGCCAAAGCAAUUAGGAAGAAACAUAAAUGAGAUUACAGAGAGACCAAGCAAACAGGAUAGUAAUAACCACAGGAAUAAGGAAAAUAAGCUGGAGGCUAUUAAAGAGCAAAAGGAGUCGAGAGUGACUGAUGUGGACCUAAUAGAACACUGUGAGGAAAGUGACAGUAUCUGAGAGCGGGCGCAACGAGACGAUGCAACGUCACGGCCGUCUUUUAGGAAAAGCAGCGAUACAAAGACCAUGAAAAAUUCGAAUCAUAAGACAUGCAGACUCAGCGUUACCAUUCAGAGAGCUUGGUGCUGCUUCAGAAGAGCCUCUUAGUAAAACGAACGAAUAUUAUUAAAUAUUCAAAUCUCAGAGUAUCAAACAGUAAUGACUGAUGACAUCUAAUUUACACUGUCAUUAUAAUUCGUUUUAUUUUUUUUAUCGGGAAAAAUAUAUACUACUAAAAAAAUAGGAAAUACUUUUUAUACCCUAAAACUUAAACUAUUUUUUAAAUCACUGAAACUCGACGAAAAAUUAUCAUAGAUAAAAAAUUAAAAUAGUAAUUUGAAGCUUAAAGUUUGAAUUUUAAUGUGCUAUCAAUAGUUUAAAAAUUUUUUAUAUCUUUCUUACUCUGUGUUUUCAAAAAAGAACAUAUUGAUUUAGCCCUUAAAAUUACAUAUAUUCGAUAAAAAUUUUUUCUCGAAAAAUUUAAUUUACGUUUCAUAAACUACAAUAUUUGACACAAAACGCUUUUUUUACAUUUUUUACUGAGUUACACGAUUUUAAAACUAAUCUGUAUGUGUGAGUUACAGAAUAUAAAAAAUAUGUAAUUUUAAGGAACAAAACAAUGUCUUUUUUGUUCACGAAAACAAUGUCUUUUUUAAAGCACAGAACAAGAAAGAAAAAGAAUGCAAAAGUUCACAUAACGCAUUGAAGUUAAAACUUCUAAAAUACUUUUUUAAAUUUUUUCUCUACAAUAAUUUUUCGUCGAGUUUUAGCAGUUAAAAAAAAGCCCAAUUUUUAGGGUGUGAAAAGUGUCCUUUUUUAAAGUAUCUUGUACAGAUAGGAAUUGCACUGAUGGAAAAAUGAAUAAUCCAUACCAAAUCUUAUAAAUUCUCACUAUUUUUACGGCUACAAAAAUAAAUGUGAAUUUCAUGUUUUAGAGAAAAUAAAAAGUAUAGAGUUCAGGAGUUUGUUAGAUUAAUCUUAGAAAAUAAUAAACAACUUAUUGCACUUUUCAUGAAAAAAUAAUUUGACAGAAAUGCGAUUAUAAUUAAAUAAUCGUAGGAUGCUUUCCAGCAAUUAAACACACUCAUACAUAUAUGUGACACAGUGUCACUUGUAGCUGGAACGUUGCUUAGUUAGUUUUUUUUACCGCAAAAGUGCAAGACAGUUACUUUAUAGAUCUUUUUCAAAGUUAGUUUCAAAGUUAGUUUUCAAAAUUAGUUUUUAAAGAAUUUUUUUAAUUUUUAAGUUUUUUUUAUUUUUUAAAAGUUUACUGCCUAUCGCUCCGAAAAAAGUAAUCAAAUAUAAAAAUGUCGGUAUUCAUGGAGUGACACAAAACGACUACGCAGUCGAACACAGGAUUUUAGCUGUGUCGAUUUAUGUCCGUAGUUGAAAAUCAUCGUACACUGUAUUACGCUUUAUUUGUAUGCAUCAUCUGUAUGCAUUGCUGAAAAGCACCUACAGUUUAUAAACUACUGAAUAUCAAAAAUUGCACCAUGUACUGAUUUCGAAUUAUCGUGCAGCUUAUGAUAAGAUUUGAUCGCUCUCGAUAAAAGAGGAACAUUUAAAUAAUUAAAUGUCAUUGCUGUAAUUAAAUGUUUGAAGUUGUAAACUAUUAGAAAGUAUCAUAUAGACGUCAUGCUUACAACAAGAAAAAAGAUAAAAAUUGAAAAUAUCUAUUAAUGAUAAUGUUAUUUUAAAAUUUUUACUGCAAAAAGGAAAAAUCUCCCAAAAGAUAUAUUCCUAUAUA
Molecule: messenger RNA, 4180 nt
Organism: Nylanderia fulva
Lineage: Eukaryota; Metazoa; Arthropoda; Insecta; Hymenoptera; Formicidae
Product: phosrestin-2
Biological process (GO): G protein-coupled receptor internalization; signal transduction
Cellular component (GO): cytoplasm
Molecular function (GO): G protein-coupled receptor binding
Source: RefSeq, a predicted model, not a curated record